GUUGGUAUGGUCAAGGUACUCAGUUACCUUACCUUAUCGUCACCACCUUCACCAAGUUGCAUUACAUGACGGCUUUCUCGCUAAAAAGGGAAAAAAAAGGGGGAAAAAAGGGAAAACAAAAAUUAUUAAUGCAAACCUAGCUCACGUGGUUUACCAAGCCAAGCGACGCCACUCGCUACGUUGACUGCGACGACAACCCCUCGCAACCGACUGUCGCUGGUGUGAAUUGUCAUACAUACCUAUCCCAACGCAACCAUCGGAUGCUUCCAACAUAAGCCGUCUUAUAGACUAUUCAAGGCCAUCAUCGGCCGCACAGUCUGUCAAUUCAUUCCAUCCUAUCCAGCGACGCAAUAAUGGAUCGCAUCAAGAGCCUCUUUGCUCGUUACAAGCCGGUUCGGAACGAGGCCGAGUAUGAACCGCUCACCGAGGACGGCGUGGGCCGCAGGUCCGAUGCCGAAACUGUUCUGGCCCCCGAAGAUGGCAGUGAGGUUCCGUUUUCCUGGGUAGAGUACUUCAUCUUUGCCAUGGUCGGCGUCGCCAUGUUAUGGGCUUGGAACAUGUUCAUGGCUGCGGCCCCAUACUUUCAAAUGCGCUUCCGCGACGAUCCCUGGUUGCUCGACAACUUUCAGUCUGCCAUCCUCUCGACUUCAACCUUCACCAACUUGGCAGUCAUGCUCGUUCUCACCAGCAUGCAAAGAUCGGCUUCAUACCCAUUGCGGAUCAACACCGCACUUAUAAUCAACACAUGCACCUUUUCCCUCCUCACCAUAUCGACCGUGUACUUUUUGAAUGUUCCGCCGGGACUUUACUUGGUAUUCGUCCUUGUGACUGUCGCCCUGGCCGCCUGGGCCACUGGCUUGUUGCAGAAUGGUGCUUUCGCCUUCGCCGCUAGCUUUGGAAGACCCGAAUAUACGCAAGCCAUCAUGGCUGGGCAGGGUGUUGCCGGUGUACUCCCCCCAAUAGCACAGAUGGUAUCUGUGCUUGCAUUCUCUGCGCCCGUUGACGACAAGCAUCAGCAGAGCAGGCAGUCAGGGGCCGGAAACGCGGCAUUCAUCUAUUUUCUGACGGCAGUGGUCGUUUCAGCGGCUGCUCUGGUUUCUUUCAUCCCUUUGGUCCGAAGACACAAUGCACUUGUCGAGAUGCGGCUGGCGGAUCAGAUGGCUGCAUCGCAUGCUUCCAUCGAGCAGGCGGAACGCGCUGCGCGCAGGGUUGUUGGACCCGUGACGCUUUUCCGAAAGCUGCAUUUUGUCGCAGGCGCCGUCUUCAUCUGCUUUACGGUGACCAUGUUCUUCCCGGUCUUCACGACCAAGAUCGUCUCGGUGCGGACAGGCAAAGACGUUAGCCCAAUCUUCCAGCCGCAGGCCUUCAUUCCGCUUGCCUUCUUCUUUUGGAACCUAGGCGAUCUCACCGGUCGCGUGGCAACCAUCUUGCCCUUCUCGCUACGCCACCGGCCCGCCGCGCUCUUCGGGCUGGGCGUGGCGCGCGUCUUGUUCCUGCCCCUGUACCUGCUGUGCAACGUCGGCGGCCGGGACGCGGCCGUGAACAGUGAUCUUUUCUACCUGCUGCUCGUUCAGCUGCCGUUCGGACUGACCAACGGCUGGCUGGGUAGCAGUGCCAUGAUGGCGGCGGCCGAGUGGGUCGACGAGCCUGAGCGCGAGGCUGCAGGUGGCUUCAUGUCACUCUCUUUGGUUGCUGGCUUGACGGUGGGAAGCUUACUUAGCUUUACUGCUUCUGGGGUAUAAUGAUAUAGAUAUAGAUAUGUAUGCGUUUAUAAGAUUUUUUCUUCAAAUAAAGGUAUGCUGAGAGCACCAUCUUUCCUUAGAUCGUAUCUGUCCGAGGUUGCUAGAGAUAAUGCACUUGACCUUGA
Messenger RNA from Pyricularia grisea, 1867 nucleotides. RefSeq lists its product as uncharacterized. NCBI's taxonomy places the organism in Eukaryota, Fungi, Ascomycota, Sordariomycetes, Magnaporthales, Pyriculariaceae. Bases 354 to 1742 code for a protein of 462 amino acids. The record is from RefSeq and is a predicted model, not a curated record. Gene Ontology annotation, cellular component: plasma membrane; fungal-type vacuole membrane. The transcript is spliced from 2 exons. Gene Ontology annotation, biological process: nucleoside transmembrane transport. Gene Ontology annotation, molecular function: nicotinamide riboside transmembrane transporter activity; nucleobase transmembrane transporter activity.